Molecule: messenger RNA, 174 nt
Organism: Cyanidioschyzon merolae strain 10D
Lineage: Eukaryota; Rhodophyta; Bangiophyceae; Cyanidiales; Cyanidiaceae
Product: mitochondrial ribosomal protein L33, precursor
Exons: 1
Coding region: 1-174 (57 amino acids)
Biological process (GO): translation
Cellular component (GO): large ribosomal subunit; ribosome
Molecular function (GO): structural constituent of ribosome
Source: RefSeq, a predicted model, not a curated record
AUGGCUGGUGCCAAGGGCAAGUCUGUGCUGAUCAAGUUGGUAUCUGCGGCGGGUACCGGUUACUUUUAUGUUACCCGAAAAAAUCCGCGAAACGUUCCCUACAAGUUAUCAGUCAUCAAGUACGAUCCGCGCGUUGGCCGGCACGUGGUUUUUAAGGAGGGUAAGAUGAAGUGA